CCUACGUCCUCGCUGACAUGAAUGUGCCGUCACUCAGAAAUUGGCACAUGCGCUGGGGUCUGCCCUUCUCAGGGCAGGGCAUUCUCUACCAACGGUUAAUGGAUGGAUUAGAUCAGUCGAGGGAGUUCUCCUUUCUCCAUCGGAAAAGUUCGUCUCGAACUGGAUGUACUGUUCUGCAACAUGUGUGUUGAACGCAGAAGCAGACGCAACCACAGAGGAAGACGAAGGGGAAGGGGAAGGGGAAGAGGAAAACUCGCCUCAAAAUCGUUGUCUCGUGUGGGUUCAACGUCACUCAAUGCGGAGGCCAUCAGCAGAACCGCGAUAACUUUCAAAACCCGAACACGGACAUCCUCCAUACUGCCAUGUCAUCAUCCUGGACACUGGCUUUGAUAUUGGGCUCUAAAUUAGCGUCGGGAACUUUCGAGCUGUACGUUAGCGGAAAGGCUGACAUUGUUGACCGGUGGCGCCCUUCUCGUGCGCAGGCUUCCAAACUUCAAGUUGUCCAUGCACCCCCCAGCGGUGGCCAAAUUUGCGGUAACAUCGGCUCUCAAUUGAAGCUUCCCACUAUCGAUCAUGAUCAUGAGCUAUUAUUACUUGUACAUGAGGAGUGGAAUAUUUUGGCAUAGGUAAUUAAUGGGUUAGCCGUCCCAACUAUUCCUGCAUACUCGCAAAGCGAAGUUGUUGGUGAGAGUAAUCAAGCCUUACACUCCUUGGCGGCCACAGACCCGAGCGUAGAGCGGCCUGGUUUUCCACGACGUUGGGAACACAUAAUAUACUUUUCGAGGAUAGACUGAGACUUCUG
Cantharellus anzutake is the source of this 802-nucleotide messenger RNA. RefSeq lists its product as uncharacterized. The record is from RefSeq and is a predicted model, not a curated record. NCBI's taxonomy places the organism in Eukaryota, Fungi, Basidiomycota, Agaricomycetes, Cantharellales, Hydnaceae. The transcript is spliced from 2 exons. Bases 363 to 626 code for a protein of 87 amino acids.